Molecule: messenger RNA, 1098 nt
Organism: Mus pahari (shrew mouse)
Lineage: Eukaryota; Metazoa; Chordata; Mammalia; Rodentia; Muridae
Gene: Tslp
Product: thymic stromal lymphopoietin
Exons: 5
Coding region: 12-428 (138 amino acids)
Molecular function (GO): cytokine activity
Source: RefSeq, a predicted model, not a curated record
CAGGCAACAGCAUGGUUCUUCUCAGGAACCUCUUCAUCUUGCAAGCGGUACAGAUGGUGCUAACUUACAACUUUUCUAACUGUAACUUCGAGUCAAUUUCGGAAAUAUAUUGUGAAGUAAUUUUUCGUGACCUGGAAAGUGAUCUGAAUGGGGCCAAGUUCGACCAAAUCGAGGACUGUGAAAGCAAGUCAGCUUGUCUCCUGAAAAUCGAGUACUAUUCUCUCAAUCCUAUCCCUGGCUGCCCUUCACUCCCUGAGAAAGCAUUCGCCCGGAGAACAAGAGCUGCCCUCAGUAACCACUGCCCAGGCUACUCUGAAACUGAGAGAAACGGUACUCAGGAAAUGGCACAAGAAGUCCAACACAUCUGCCUGAAUCAAACCUCACAAAUUCUAAGAUUGUGGUAUUCCUUCAUGCAAUCUCCACAAUAAAAAUAGCUUUCAGCUUAUGCUAUGAAAAUAUAUAUAUAUCUUGUUUUUAGUAGAUAUAAUACAAAGGGUGUGACACUUAAAAGAACACUGAUGUUUAUUCUUUAAUUACAGAAGAGAUUCUUAACUUAUUUUUUGGCAUAUCGCUUUUUUUAGUAUAGGUGCUUUAAAUGGGAAAUGAGCAAUAGCCCUUUAAUGGAAAUAUCUGUACUGUUAAUGACCAGCUUCUGAGACGUCUUUCUCACCUCCCCUGCACACACCUUAUAGGAAGAGAAUUGAAAGUAGAAAAAAAAUUUUAAAAAAUGACAACAUUUAAACCCUGUUUAAAAGGCAAGGAUUUUUCUGCCUGUAAUGAUUCUUCUAAUAUUCCUAUGCUAAGAUUUUACUAAAGAAGAAAAUGACCGUUCAGGCAGUCACCGCUGUGAUGAGGUGGUCUGAAAGAAGCUUGGGGAAUCUGGAAGAAACUGCUGGGAUCAUAUUGUAAAUCUAACUGUGAAAGGCUUCAGACCCACGACAGUGGGAUGCGCGAGCAGAUCUCAAGGGCCUUGUACAUCUACGAGAUAUAUAUUUAAAGUUGUAGAUAAUGAAUUUCUAAUUUAUUUUGUGAGCACUUUUGGAAAUAUACAUGCUACUUUGUAACAAAUACAUUUCUGAAUAAAGUAAUUCUCAAGUU